AUGGGUUUUCUCUGGCGGACCAAAUCCCACACCAGCCAGACGUCCUCGAUCGACGGCUCGCUGGCGCGCACCGCCUCCGCCUCCAAAAACGACCCAUCCGCCUCCGCCGACCAGGCCGCUGGCACCGCAUGGCUCGCCGGACACCUCAACCACCUCACCCCGGAGCAGGAGGAUAAGCUGCGGGAGUUCAAGGAUGUCUGCGCCGAGCGCGGAUACUAUACGCCAGCAGGCCCCGCGGAACAGGACGGAGGUGAGGAGCAGCCGCCGAGCCACGACGAUGCGACCAUGCUGCGCUUCCUACGGGCUCGUCGCUUCGAUGUCGAGGGCGCCUGGGGCCAGUUUAAGGAUACGGAGAUCUGGCGCAAGGAGAAUUCUAUUGAUUCGCUGUAUGAGAAUAUCGGUGUUGACUCGUACGAGGCUGCGCGGAGGAUGUAUCCCCAAUGGACAGGCCGUCGGGACCGCCGCGGUAUUCCGGUCUACGUCUUCGAGAUCCGUCAUCUCAACACCAAGCAAAUGGCCGCCUACAACUCAACGAUGGCCACCGGCACCCCGGAAACGCACAAGUCGUCCACGGUGCCAGCGCGCCUGCUGAAUCUAUUUGCGCUGUACGAGAACCUUCUUAACUUUGUCAUGCCGCUCUGCUCUGCGCUGCCUCGGCCGAAUCCGGAAACCCCCAUCGUGACCUCGACCAAUAUCGUCGAUGUGAGCGGCGUCGGUCUGAAGCAGUUCUGGAAUUUGAAGAGCCAUAUGCAGGACGCUAGUGUGUUGGCGACGGCGCAUUACCCUGAGACUCUGGAUCGUAUAUUUAUCAUCGGUGCACCCGCUUUCUUCCCCACCGUCUGGGGCUGGAUCAAGCGCUGGUUCGACCCAGUCACCACCUCCAAGAUCUUUAUCCUAUCCGCCUCCGAAGUCAAACCCACCCUCACCUCUUUCAUGGAUCCCUCCAGUAUCCCCAAGUCCUACGGCGGCGAGCUAGACUGGCAGUGGGGCGAGGGACCGAACCUAGAUGAGCCCGCACACGAACUGCUUCAGGGCAUCGAGCAGCCGCUGGCCGAGGGCGAGACCAGGAAGGGUAUUUUGAAGGGUCCAGUGUUGUUCCAGGGUGACAAGAUCCAAGUCCUAGGGACGGAGGACGGCAAGGAGCGGAGGAUGACCAUUCCGGUUCCGGAGCGGAAAGAACAGCAAGAAAAAGAAGAAGAUAAAGCGACAACCAAUGGUGACACUACUGCAGGUAAGCCAGCUAAUGGCGACGUCGCGGACCCCGAACCGGCUAGUAUCGCCGAUGACAAUGAGAAGACCGCCGUCGAGAAUAUCAACCAGGUGUCGGAGAGUGAGGUCCCAACUGCAACCGCCGCUGCAUAG
Molecule: messenger RNA, 1362 nt
Organism: Penicillium lagena
Lineage: Eukaryota; Fungi; Ascomycota; Eurotiomycetes; Eurotiales; Aspergillaceae
Product: SEC14 family lipid-binding protein
Exons: 3
Coding region: 1-1362 (453 amino acids)
Source: RefSeq, a predicted model, not a curated record